This is a messenger RNA of Lethenteron reissneri (Far Eastern brook lamprey), 1879 nucleotides long. RefSeq names its product TraB domain containing (gene TRABD). Lineage: Eukaryota; Metazoa; Chordata; Hyperoartia; Petromyzontiformes; Petromyzontidae. The record is from RefSeq and is a predicted model, not a curated record.
AGGAGCAGCAGACAGCGGCGGUGCGAGCAACAAGAGCUCCCUUCUGAGCCCCCGACGCCUCGGGGAGUCCGCAGAGAGAGCCAAGGAGAGGCCGGGCAGGGGGAGGCAGAGCGGGGAGAGGAGCUGGGGCAUGAGGGGGAGAGCGGGGAGCGACAGUGCUGAUGUGGCGCCACUGUAGUACAGUGCGCGCGGCCUGACACCCUCGUUACUCCGCGUUACCCCGGGUGGAGUUCAUUCUGAGGCCGCGUUACCCCAGGUCGACGUUCGCACCCAGCACCUGCCCCAGGCCCGUUACGACUGAGUCGUCAUGUCGAGCGACGGAAGCGACGCCGAGGACGACCCCGUGGAGAGGGAGCAGCAGGGUUACAUGGAACCGCCCCCUACCCCCUCUGGAAGCAACGAUUGGGCUGGAUGUUCUCAUCGGCACUUGCACGGGAACGCUGACCAGCAUGAUGCUGACAGUGCUGUCAUGGCGCUGUGGGAAGCCAAGCAGGCGAUGCGACACACUCGGCCUGUGCUGCCCGACACGGUGACGGAGCUGCACACGGCGGACGGUGGGCGCGUGUUCCUGGUCGGCACGGCACACUUCAGUGACAGCAGCAAGGAGGACGUCGCCACGACGAUUCGCGCGGUGCAGCCGGACGUGGUGCUGGUUGAGCUCUGCCAGUACCGCGUGUCCAUGCUGAAGCUGGAUGAGACGACGCUGCUGCGAGAGGCUCGCGAGCUCAGCCUUGACAAGCUGCAGCAGGCCAUCAAGCAGAACGGCCUUAUGUCAGGGCUGAUGCAGAUGUUGCUGCUGAAGGUGUCGGCUCACAUCACGGAGCAGCUGGGCAUGGCCCCCGGAGGGGAGUUUCGCACAGCUUACCAGGAGGCUGGGCACGUGCCCCUGUGCCGAUUCCAGCUGGGAGACCGCCCCAUCCCCAUCACCUUCAAGAGAGCCAUUGCAGCGCUGUCGCUCUGGCAGAAGCUCAAGCUCACUUGGGGGCUAGUCUUCAUGUCCGACCCCAUCAGUAAGGAGGACGUGGAGCGGUGCAAGCAGAAGGAUCUGCUUGAGCAGACGAUGGCGGAGAUGAUCGGGGAGUUCCCAGACCUUCACCGCACCAUCGUGUCGGAGCGCGACAUUUACCUGGCGUACACUUUACGGCAGGCGGCGCGGCCACUGCGGCCCCCGCACUCGCGGCACGCCGCACCAGUACCGGCGGUGGUGGUGGGCGUGGUGGGGAUUGGCCACGUCCCCGGCAUUGAGAAAAACUGGGACCUCCCCCUGGACAUCCAAGCUGUCGUCAGGAUACCUCCGCCAACGCGCACUGCCCGCGCGGUGAGGCUGAUCCUGAAGGCCACCGUGCUGGGUCUGGCUGGGUACGGCUGCUUCCGCCUGGGCCGCUGGGGCGGCCGCUGGGGCGUGCGGAUCCUUCGCUGGUGACCGGGCCACACACCUUGCCCACGGUCUCUUCUUCAUCGCCAACACCAACGUCCCCCAACAUCGGGAUGCCGCCUUACAGAGGGCGAGAGACGGGAGACGCAGCAGCAUCUCUGGUGGUCGGGUGGCUGGCAUCCUGGCGGGCGCUGGUCUCUCGUCAGCCUUGCUGCUGCUGAACACUUGGCACUUGCAUGAGACUGCGUGCGAUAUAGGCAGAGGGGUUAGCGCUUCCUGGCGCUGAUUGAGGGGACAGAUGCACCUGAAAAAUCAUGUGCAAUUUGUAUCCACAGUUUUUUUUCGCCGUAAGCCCUCGCGACAGCACAAGCGAGUGUCCGUGGGGAGCGAGCGUUACGUUGUCAAAAGCUGUUGUCACGAUUGUUUAGCUGCACACCGCACCGUGUGAAAGCUCUGCUGCUCUCUACACGAUUACGAGUUGGUAAUAAAAAUGACUUUUGCAGA